AUGUUGAAACAGGGUAAGCAAGAAGUCAUCGAGAGGGAGAUGUUAAGGUGCAAAAUCGACAUAUUGGAGCUAAGUGAAGUUCAUAGAAGAGGCAGCGGUCAUAUAAAAACUGCUAACGGGAACAUCUUGUACUUUUCGGGAUCUGAAAAUCAUAGUGGUAAUGGAGUUGCAAUACUUCUACCACAGAAACUUGAAAACAGCGUGUUAGGAUACAAAACACCAAGUGAUCGUAUUAUUGCUGUUAAACUUGAUGCGCGCCCCGUAUCUAUCAACAUUGUCCAGGUGUAUGCAUCAACCUCCCAAUCUGAAGAAAUUAUAUCUGACCAAUUCUAUUUUGAAUUGGACGACUUGUUGCGUACUAUUCCAUCUAAGGAGGUAACUGUUGUGUACGGCGAUUGGAACGCUAAGGUUGGUACCACUAGAGGUGAUGUAUUACUCGGAGCAACAGUCGGAAACUUUGGACUUGGUGUGAGGAAUGACAGAGGUGAAAAAUUUCUUCAAUUCUGCGUAGAAAAUCAACUGGUCAUCAUGAACACCUGGGUUGAACACCACCCGAGAAGGUUAUAUACUUGGAUAUCGCCAUGUGGACAUCGGAACCAGAUUGAUUAUAUUACCAUCAAGUCUAGGUGGCGAUCUUCCGUGUUGAAUACUAAAACACUUCUUGGUGCCGACUGCGGAAGUGACCACCAAUAG
Bombyx mori (domestic silkworm) is the source of this 693-nucleotide messenger RNA. Its product is annotated as craniofacial development protein 2-like. The record is from RefSeq and is a predicted model, not a curated record. Gene Ontology annotation, molecular function: catalytic activity. The transcript has a single exon. Gene Ontology annotation, cellular component: nucleus. Gene Ontology annotation, biological process: chromatin remodeling. The coding region runs from base 1 to 693 and encodes 230 amino acids. NCBI's taxonomy places the organism in Eukaryota, Metazoa, Arthropoda, Insecta, Lepidoptera, Bombycidae.